This is a messenger RNA of Coregonus sp. 'balchen', 1577 nucleotides long. The record is from the annotation of a GenBank genome assembly. Lineage: Eukaryota; Metazoa; Chordata; Actinopteri; Salmoniformes; Salmonidae.
GUCUAUCUCUGUGAUUCACCUUGGAAACUUGCACUAACCCUACCACAAACUGGGAUUUCAUGAGGUGGUAAGUACAGAUUCAUAACAAUACUAUUUGUAAGAGAAUAACAAACCACUUUAUUAUUUUCAUACAACGGUGAUAAGACCUUGAUAUGAUUAAGGACGCAUAACCAGUUUAUUUCUGUCAUACCUUGUUUUAGUGUAGAAAGAAAGUACAAAACAUGAAGCCUUUUUUCUGAUUAUCUUGUUGUCUAUGUAGAUUAAUAAUGUUGUCUAUGUAAAUUCAUAAUGUUGUCUAUGUAGAUUAAUAAUGAGCUGUUACUUUUGUACAUUGUACAUCAUUCUUAGGUGGGGAUCUAAGAGAACCCUGUCACAUUCUUCAGGAUAGAAACAAGGAAAAUAAACAUUCAAAUGAUGGCAGGUAAAAGAGUUUGGCAAAAUCAUUUGAUCAGGAAUGCUAUUGAGAAUUGCCAUAUGAUGUAAUUGUAUUGGUUUUAUGUGUCUGUUAUUCUGAAAUGUUUCUAUUCUCUCUUUUGUAGACCAUGGUGACCCAUGUAACGAGUUAGAGGUUUCUUACUGUAUGAAUGGAGGAAAAUGCUUUAAAAUUCCUUUUAUGGAUACACUUACUUGUGUGUAAGUUACUCUCUCAUCACUAUUCUCUAAUGUCUCUAACAGUGUCAGCCAUGAGCAGGUGUACAGUGUUGCUUGGCAAUGGGCUAAGGAAGUUCUGGGAACUUCUGCAUGGUGUUUUAGCCUUUGUUUUACUUCAGCUCAGACCAGGUAGACCUACCCUGGCUCUUGGUUCUCAACUGGUGACAGCUUGCUUGAGAAUAAUGCGGUUCCUUCUCCCUCAGCUGCAGUGAGAACUACAAAGGCAGUCGGUGUGAGCAGUACCAGCUGUUCACCACUGCACAUGAUGCAGGGGAGACAGGACUGAUCACUGCUGUGGUCAUCAUUGUCGUUCUUAUUCUAGUCAUGUUGGCAGUGGUAAUCUACUACACCUGCAAGUAAGUAACACAUUCAUUUAGCUUGAUUAAUUAAUCCACAAGUAUGCAGGAAUAGUGUUUUCAGGUCUGAUACAGUUUCUUCUACGUCUGUGUCAUUCCUUGUAUUUGUUUUAUUGUUAGGGUAUGGAAGGCCAAACCAAAGAACAAGCAGAAAAGCAGUGAACAACAGUAUUGGAGAGUAGAGCCCAGGGUAUGAGGCCUGUAUGAGGCCUGUUGCAUAUUGUUUUGGGGACAUUGGAUUGUAUAACAAAAUGUUUCAUGGACGGUGGUGCGAUAUGGUGUGGGUCUGGAUGCUGCUGGAGAUGCUAUGAAGGACCAGGAGGACAGAGGAGACGUAUAUCCACAAACAUUCUGCAGCAAGCGCCAAAUGUCAAGCUGCAGCCUGUUUGAGUGGCCAUCAGAAGCUGAAGCUGCUGUAGACACACAGCCAGUCAGCCACAAUACUUUUUCUCGAGACUGUGUGACUGGGUGUAGGACUGAUUACAACCUGUUACAAUGGCUGCGUUUUGGCAGCCCAAUUCUGAUCUUUUUUUUCACUAACUGGUCUUUUGACCAAUCAGAGAUCAGCUC